CAUUUCCGCUGCCAAAUAGAGCGCGGUAAUUGUGCUCUGACAGUCGGCAAGGAAAUGACUCUCUGAACAGGCAUUCUGUUUAUUUCAAAUCAGCACCACUGAAAGAAUGUAUUGACUCCUUUCUGCUGCAGACGACAUCACCGUGAGAACUCUUUACAACUCAUAGAAUAUAGUCCCGGCUUUGUGUGUCGUCUGCAGUGGGGCUGGUUUUCUUUUACUCCUCUUCAGCCUACCUCGAUGCCAAAGAUGAAGGACUACUAGAAGCUGCCACGGCCAAGACAGCUUCUCCGUCCAGCCAUUUCUGGUUGGGUCUACUUAGUUUUGGUAGUGUAGAAUAGUCUUUUUUAUUUUUAGUCGAUAAUCGAUCGAGGAAGGUAGGAUUGCAUUUUUGGUCGACGUCUGGAAGCGCUGCACGAGUCUUCGGCGAUGAAGCCGAGAGAAGUAACAUCGCUAGCAACACUACUUGCUGUUGCUCUCUCUGUGUUCGUCGAUUCUGUCUCGUCAGCGGCGUGCGAAGGAUGCACAUCAAAUAUAUGCAUAUGCGCAGGUGAAAAGGGGGAACAGGGUGCUCCUGGUCUGCCCGGUCUCCAAGGUCCUCAGGGUCUACCAGGUUUCCUGGGGCCUGAAGGUCCUGUUGGUCCAUUUGGACUGAAAGGUGAUCAGGGAGAGCCAGGGGCCUUUGGGCCCAAAGGAUACAGAGGAGACACUGGCUUACCUGGGUUUACAGGUGUUGCUGGAACUCCUGGUCAACCAGGACUUGAAGGACCAGUAGGAGAAUCUGGUUACCCAGGAUGUAAUGGUACAAAGGGUUUGUCUGGAGUGAGUGGAUUACCAGGAGUGCCAGGAGAGGCAGGACGACCUGGCAGAGAUGGUUUACCUGGUCCCAAGGGUGAACCUGGUGAACUUACAGAUGUUGCUAUAGGACAAAAGGGAGAACCAGGUGAUUAUGGAAUGCCAGGAAUUGAUGGUCUUGGAGGAAUUCCAGGACAGAGGGGAGAUAAAGGUCCUACAGGAGAGGAUGGUAUCCCGGGUCUGGAUGGAAUCCCAGGGCAAAAGGGUAUGCAAGGUGAUGUCGGUGAUCCAGGUCAAGGGAUCCCUGGUGAAAAGGGAAUGAAAGGUGAUGUAGGUCCUCCUGGUACAGCAACAACUGAGCAAGGUCCAGAAAACAUAACACUUGCUGGAGAAAAAGGUGCAAAGGGAGUACAAGGAAUGAAGGGGGAGCAAGGUGAUGAGGGUCCGACAGGCGAGGAAGGAUCUGCGGGAGAUGUAGGUCCAGUUGGUGUCAAGGGACCUCAAGGAAUGGAUGGUCCAUCAGGUCGCAGAGGUAAACGAGGGAAAGAAGGUCCACCCGGACCAUACGGACAGAAAGGAAUGGUGGGAGAGAAAGGAUUUGCUGGUCAGCCAGGUCUUGAUGGGAUUAAGGGUAUGGCUGGGGAUUCUGGUUACCCUGGACGUGCAGGUCCUCAAGGUCCUCCUGGCCCACCAGGAGAGUUUAUUCCAGAACUAGAUGAAGGUACAGAGGGACCACCAGGCAGGGCUGGUCCUCCUGGUCCUAAAGGUGCACGAGGUCUCACAGGUGAUGAUGGAGAGGUAGGUCGGGAAGGCCCAGUAGGUUUUCCUGGACUACCUGGUCAACCUGGUCGGCCUGGGGAGGUCGGUAUUCCUGGAGAUUCCCAGAAAGGCGACAGAGGUGAACCAGGCCUUCCUGGUGUUGAUGGAGUUGAUGGCUUAUCUGGAUUUCCUGGGUUGGCUGGUGAUCCUGGAGAAAAAGGGUUGCAAGGAGAAACUGUUCGGGGCCCAGCUGGUGCUCCUGGUUUACGUGGAGGAGAUGGGCUACCAGGCUUACCUGGUCCACCUGGUGAUUUUGGUAGCAUUGGUGAGAGAGGUUUACCUGGCACACCUGUUAGAUUUCCUGGUCCUAUUGGUGCACCUGGUUUGCCAGGUGACAGAGGAGACACAGGACAGCCAGGUGAACAUGGACUACCUGGUCUACCUGGAGUCAAAGGCUUAGCUGGUGAUGACUGUGGUAUCUGCCCUGAUGGAAUUCCUGGAGCACGUGGUGAUCCUGGUGACCCUGGACUUCCAGGACAGACUGGGUUUCCUGGACCUGGUGGCUUUCCUGGACCCAAAGGGGAGCCUGGUGAAUUUGGCCGACCAGGAGAGGAAGGCCGUGUUGGACCACCAGGUUUUGCAGGUCGACCUGGACCUGAUGGUCUGCCUGGUCCUAAGGGCUUCCCAGGGGCUAUUCUUCCGCCACCCAGUCUUGAGUUAUUCAGAGGACCCAAAGGAGCGAAGGGCACUGCAGGAUUUCCAGGAAUACCAGGUACAGAUGGUUCACAGGGUGACACAGGAAUCCGUGGUAUGCCAGGCUUGUUUGGGCUUCCAGGAUUAAAGGGAGAUUUGGGACAACCAGGUGAUGAUGGACUGGAUGGGUUACCUGGUCUUCCGGGUGAACUUGGUCGCAAAGGUUUAGCAGGACAGUCUACCAUAGGUGCCUUAGGUCGCAAAGGCCAGGGAGGUGUACCUGGGCUGGAGGGCUUUCCAGGACCAAAAGGACAAAAAGGUCAACCAGGAGAGGCAUUCCUCAUACAACUUGAUAAAGGUGACCAGGGAGAAUCUGGGCUACCUGGCAUUGAUGGUUUACCUGGCAGAGAUGGUGCUCCAGGUACUCGUGGUCCGCGAGGAGAGGAUGGACUGCCUGGUCUCCCAGGUGAAAAAGGAAUGGUAGGAGAUCCAGGGUUACCUGGAUUACCUGGAACACCUGGCUUUCCUGGUCCCAAAGGCUACCCUGGUCCUGUUGGAGAUCCAGGGUUUCCUGGAGUUGAUGGCCUGAAAGGAGAAUCAGGAGAAGAUGGCCCACCUGGUGCACCAGGAAGACCUGGGUUUCCUGGACGCAAAGGUGAAACACCUCGCACUGCCCCUGCAGGUGUACCUGGAGAGCCUGGUCCCUCUGGAGAGUAUGGAUUCCCUGGUACACCUGGCACACCUGGAGGAAGUGGUCAACCAGGAUUGCCUGGUUUUGUAGGGAGGAAGGGAGAACCUGGCUAUGAAGGUGUGCCCGGCCUGCCCGGUGAACCUGGUCGCCCAGGAGACGCUGGUCAGCCAGGUCUACCUGGUCUAGCAGGUUUUCCAGGAGAACAAGGAAGGUCAGGACAACCGGGUCUUCCUGGCAUUCGUGGUGAUGCUGGACUGCCUGGCUUGCCUGGAGAACCAGGACGUCCAGGUGACUCAGGAAGACCAGGUUUACCAGGUCCCUCAGGCGAAAAUGGACGGGAUGGUGCCAUAGGAAGACAGGGAUUGGCUGGUUUACCUGGUUUACCAGGUAUUAAAGGAGAGCGCGGGGCAAUGGGCCGCGAGGGUCCUCGUGGUCCUGCUGGUCUUGAUGGACUUGAAGGGCUACCUGGCGGAAUAGGUGAAGUAGGAAGCCCAGGCGAUUUGGGUAUUCCAGGGAUACCUGGAGAAUCAGGACCGCCCGGUUUACCUGGAGAAUCAGGUCUCCCAGGAUUGCCAGGAUUUAAGGGAAGAGCGGGGCUUCCAGGCCCUACUGGUCGUCCUGGACUACUUGGAGAUGAUGGACAACCUGGCCUUGUUGGCUUUCCAGGAGAAGACGGACUUCCAGGUCUACCUGGAGAAAAGGGCAACCGUGGGAUAUCUAUACCUGGUGAACCAGGGCGUCCCGGCCAGCCUGGGCUGCCUGGACUGCGAGGGUUAGAUGGAUUGCCAGGACCAAAGGGGCAGGGCGGCGUUAUGGGAAUACCAGGACUUCCCGGCUUGCCAGGGCCCCGUGGUCGUAACGGCACAGCAGGUGAGGAUGGCCGCAUUGGGCAGCCGGGUUUCAAGGGAAUGAGAGGAGAUGAUGGACCUCCCGGCGUUCCUGGCGAAAUAGGCGAAAUUGGUGAUGAUGGUCGUAGCGGUCGACCCGGGCCUCCUGGAGCUCCAGGUGAUCCGGGACUCUCCGGUCGACCAGGGGAGCCAGGCGCCCGUGGUCCUGAUGGAGACAGGGGCCGAGACGGCAGGCCGGCACUACCUGGCUUGCCAGGUCGUCGUGGAGACGUGGGUCCCGAUGGAACCCCAGGGAUACCUGGCGAGCCUGGUAGAAGGGGUGAGGACGGUCUACCAGGAUUACCCGGAGAACGAGGCCUAUCUGGAGACCCGGGUAGACCUGGCAGAGAUGGUUUCCCUGGAGAGUUUGGGCGCACUGGACCGCGAGGCCCUGUGGGACCUCCAGGACCAGACGGAGCACCUGCACCUCCUGGGCGCCCUGGACCCCCUGGAGAUGAUGGCAUCUCUGGCUUGCCUGGAAUACCUGGAGAACGGGGAUCAAUGGGAGAGGAUGGACUAAACGGUUUACCCGGCAUAAAGGGAGCAAAAGGAGAACCCAACCAACUUGUCCGGGGGCCGAAGGGCUUUUCUGGAGAGCCUGGCCUGCCUGGACUUAUAGGCCGCCGCGGAGCUAAGGGGAUUGACGGAAUGCCUGGCUUACCUGGUCUUCCUGGAAUGAAAGGUGUUAGUGGUCUUCCUGGAGAAUCUGGACAACCUGGACUUGAUGGUGUGGAAGGCUUGCCAGGGCUAGAUGGAGACCCAGGAUUUUCUGGACUUCCGGGAAGGCAAGGUUUAGCAGGGGAAGAUGGCUUACGAGGACUUCCAGGACAAAAGGGCCUGAUUGGAGAAAUUGGGUAUCCUGGUCCCAAAGGGUCUACGGGUCGGAAGGGUGUAAAGGGUGCGACAGGACCAAGAACGCCUUUCAACAAUUUCGAGCUUCUUAAAGGCAGCCCUGGUGACAAAGGCUUUCCAGGACUUCGUGGAUUACCUGGUGAUCCUGGACUACCAGGUACUGAUGGCUUCCCAGGGUUCCUUGGACGGAAAGGAGAAGCCGGUGAGCCCGGUUUCUAUGGCCUUGUAGGAGAGUCGGGCAGGCCGGGACUUGCCGGCGGACGAGGGAGAAGCGGCACACCUGGUUUUCCUGGGGAACCUGGUCGAGUGGGAGUACCAGGUGUUCCUGGUGCACCUGGCACUGGGCCCGGCAUAUUCUUUACAAGACACAGUCAGACUACUUCACCACCCGACUGCCCCAUCGGCACCACCAAGAUGUGGGACGGGUACUCCCUCCUCUACGUCGUUGGCAACGGACGCGCUCACGGUCAAGAUCUGGGUGAUGCGGGUAGCUGUCUGCGCCGCUUCCAUACGAUGCCGUUUAUGUUCUGCAACAUCAACAACGUGUGCAAUUUCGCUUCCCGCUCCGAUUACAGUUACUGGCUGUCCACGCCAGAGCCAAUGACUCCCAUGAUGGACCCGGUUUCCGGUGACAGGAUUCGCCCGUACAUCAGCCGUUGUGCUGUCUGUGAUACACCCUCACCGAUCAUCGCAGUGCACAGCCAGACGAUGGUGAUUCCAGACUGCCCACAGGGAUGGAGUGGUGUGUGGAUAGGCUGGAGCUUCGUGCUGAGCACCGGCUCUGGCACCAGCGGCACAGGACAAGGUCUGCAAUCCCCAGGCUCCUGUCUGGAAGACUUCAGAACAUCCCCGUUCAUUGAGUGUCAUGGGCGAGGCACAUGCAACUACUAUGCCACGUCGGCAAGCUUCUGGAUGACAACCAUCGAAAGAGCCGACCAGUUCAGACGACCUUUGUCAGAAACUCUCAAAGCGGGCGAUCUGAGGAGACGUAUCAGCAGGUGUCAGGUGUGCAUCAAAGACUUCGGAACAGGCCCAGCGUUCUUUAGGAUGGUGAAGUGAGCGCCAGCCGCCAUGUCAGGGUCAACAUCACAGAGUCCGCGCGGGCAAGAGGGAUAAUCCGUGAUGCAGCAGUUAUUAUCUACACGAAGAGCGCUUCAAAUUUCCACCACCACUUGUCAGUAACACUAAUUCUACACAUGAGAAGCAGCAAUAACUUCUUUCAGGGUCUCGGGAAGGGCGGUAAGUUGUGGGAAGGGGGAGGGAAUCGUGUGUAUAUAUGUAUAGGAGAUUACUGCUUGUUUCUAUACCGCGGAAGUAUGUAUUUGUUUAGUAUGAGACGUAUGAUGCAUCCUUAAAUUAGCUGCCAUGUUCAAGUCCAUACAGUUAACCCUGGAUGUUUUUUUUUUUGACUGUCUAUUUUUGGCUUACUGCGUUAUUUCAAGUGGUGCUACGUGUUUCUUUUACUUAAUGGGUUAUUAUUAUUACUGUUAAUACUAUUUUUUGUACCUGAUUCCGUGUUUUAGGCAUCAUUCAAAAUUUUUGUGCUCACGGACCUUGUGUAUCAUGAUGAAUAUACUAAGAAUACAGUUGAUUUUCAACGUGCAUUCUGCGUUGUUUCCCAGCAUGUGCCAAAAGUUUAGUCAUCUAUCACUGCCAACGCUAAGCUUCAGUCGAAGUUUGGUUCGCACUUAAUGUGAUAUGGAUGGUUUUGUGAAUUUUUUUUUCUGAUUGUGAGUGUGUUACUUAUCUCUUUGCUGAAAUAUUUGCUGAAAUAUUUUUGAAAUGUUGUCAGAUCAGCAUGCAGAAUAAAAGUGUCUAUGAGUACGCCGACAUUUGUAUUCACAAAUAAUCUUGUCAUCUCAUUUAGUAUGUGUAUUAUUUUUUUUUUUACCUUAGGGGCCGGGGGAAAACCCAUUUAUUGAAACUUUUCUUUAGUAGCCAUUGGCACAUCGAAUAUAAGUAUUGGGAAUUCCUUCACAUAGAGCACUGCCUGUGCGUCUAUCAGUUUACCAAUGUACCUAAUGAACACCUGCUAAGACCGUGAAUGGAUAACCCUAAGAAGUCAAAUUUCAAUACAGAAGUCCAUGAGUAGUCGGUUUGUAAUCAGUUGUUGUAAUUUUUUAACUCUAAUUCUUAGCGAGAUAACUUGACUAGUCCCUUCUAGACGUAUAUGUGUUAAAAUUCUAGAAACAGUUACUGCAUGGAUCCUUAAAUAAUCCUCAAAAUACAUAACAGAUUAUUUCAUGACAACAUUACAAGCAGAAAGGUAGACUUUAAUUUCAAUUAGACUUUAUUAUAAAGGUAGGGGAGAAAAGACAACAAAUAAUACAUAAACCGAAUAAAAUCUUAUCUAGGUGAGAUUUAGCUACUGUCACACCCUGAUUUUCUACAAGUUGCUCAUGUGAUAGAGACAUUAGUAGAUUAAACAUUAAAGCAGAGAGUCAAACCGUCGCUAAACAUUUGGCUCUGUACUGGUUCGUUCAUUUUUUGUACUUCUGGAAUAAACAUCAUUUGGCUUAAAGAA
Molecule: messenger RNA, 7198 nt
Organism: Pomacea canaliculata
Lineage: Eukaryota; Metazoa; Mollusca; Gastropoda; Architaenioglossa; Ampullariidae
Product: collagen alpha-5(IV) chain-like
Exons: 42
Coding region: 427-5733 (1768 amino acids)
Cellular component (GO): basement membrane; collagen trimer
Molecular function (GO): extracellular matrix structural constituent
Source: RefSeq, a predicted model, not a curated record